UUAGUAGCCACUGUCGCUGGCCUUAUAUGUAAUAAUAUUAGGGGGAGAGCAUCGGACAAGAAUUUAAUUAAGCCAGUUAUUCAGAAGAUGAAUGCAGCGACAGCAGAUGAUGAUUACAAUGAUAUUGAGAACAGCAGCAGCAGCAGGAACACAAGAAGAAGACUGUAUGUCAAGGUUUACAUGGAAGGGCAUGCCAUUGGAAGAAAGCUGGACCUAUUAGCCCAUCAUGGCUUUCAUGACACGAUAUGGACACUCCAACAUAUGUUCAACACCAACAUUCUCUGGGGAGAUGAUGUGGACAGAGUGCACUCUGGUCAUUACGAACUUCAUGUUUUGACAUAUGAGGACGAGGAAGGGGAUUGGCUCAUAGUCGGUGAUGUUCCUUGGAAGUAAGUCUAUUUCAUCAAUUCAUUAUCUCAAUCCAUAUUCUUAAUCGCAUCCUAACUCCCACAUAGUUUUCAGUCACAAUAUUUCCUGUCCUUGUGCUUAAUUUAAUUCUACAUCAAUUUUAUGCUUGCAGGAUGUUCUUGUCCGCAGCGAAAAGAUUGAAGAUCACUAGGACUUUUCCAUGAUGAUUUUCAAAUAGUCUAUCUUAAUCUUACCUACAAGGACAAACUUUAGAGCCAGUGUAGCCUGCAGUUUUGAAAAUAGGGUGGGAAGCUAAGUGCAGGAGUGACAAUGGAGUUACUGGUAGGGUGUUGGGAUGGUGCUGGGCCUUAGAAUGUGCGUUUUUGAGGCCAAGUGUGGCCUCUCUAUUUGUUAUAGUGAAAUGCUACGAGCAGUCAACCACACCCGCAUGCAUCUAUCGUUUAUCAAAUUUCAAUCCUUGACGAGAGAGAGAUUGUGUAUGAUAAUGAUGUUUCACAAGUACAGAAGAACUGUAGUCUGAGCAAAACUAGACCUAGGAGUGGUACCGUAUAAGGCACGCAACAAAAAAUACAAGACUCUUCAGCAAGCUGAUAAGUCCUAUAAAAACAAUAUGUGCUUAUAUAUGCAGUUAGGCACACUUUUAAUCAGUAAGUAAUAGUCUCAUCAGUGGCAUAUUUGCAGAAGCAGCUACCUAAAAAUGAGGACAACUUACAGAUAAAGGCAGAUGCAAAAUUAUUCACAACUUAUCAAACUCAGGUAUCCCUCCCUGUUUACGAUCAAUCUUUCUUUAGCAUGGUUGUUAUACUAGUUAUCAUUGUCAUCAGGGUUAUUAAAAAAAAAAAAAAAAAAUCAACUGUUUCUCACCUGAUGUUCCUUUUGAUCCUUACCAGGUAGAUUCGGUAGUUUCUGAAUCCUUAAGUACGGAAUUGCAGUAACGGUGGUAUGAUGAAGAUCCGGAAAAACGGCUAAACAGAUCAGCAUCACCCAGGUUACUAAGAUGCACGAAAAAUCAUAUGAAACAGGCUGAUACUUUUCAUUCCCACAAAAUAUUCAUUUAUCUUAACCAAAGAGUACAAAAAUAAUAUGAUUCUGUUACAGAAGGCAGUAGAGGAAUAUAACACUUGAAGUUGAUGCCUUUGUCUCCCACAGAAAACUUCUCUGAACCUCGAGUAAGAGGAAAAUUGGUAGAGGCCUGGAGUUCUCCUUUGAGCAGGAUCAAACAUAUAUAGUAUUUCAGGCCAAAAA
Pyrus x bretschneideri (Chinese white pear) is the source of this 1614-nucleotide messenger RNA. RefSeq names its product auxin-responsive protein IAA30-like. The record is from RefSeq and is a predicted model, not a curated record. NCBI's taxonomy places the organism in Eukaryota, Viridiplantae, Streptophyta, Magnoliopsida, Rosales, Rosaceae. Gene Ontology annotation, cellular component: nucleus. Gene Ontology annotation, molecular function: protein binding. Gene Ontology annotation, biological process: regulation of DNA-templated transcription.